Messenger RNA from Striga hermonthica, 532 nucleotides. The record is from the annotation of a GenBank genome assembly. Lineage: Eukaryota; Viridiplantae; Streptophyta; Magnoliopsida; Lamiales; Orobanchaceae.
ACCUCCUGCUCUCCCGCUCCGCGCUCCAAUCUCAGCCUUCCGCGUGCGCGCCGCCGCCGGCGACGCGUUCUCGCGCCCGUGGUUCAGCUUUCCAACCUCUUUGGACGCCGGCGGCGGCAGAAACUCAGCGGAUAAUAUCGGGUCAGUCUCUUCGACUGACAGCAAUAAGCAUUCGAAAAUCAACGCCAAGGAGAAAUGGUCGAGGAAUCGCGAGAGCUACCUCACGGACGACGACGAGCCUUUGCCUCUUCCGAUGACGUACCCCGAUUCAUCGCCGGUUUCGCUUGAGGAAAUCGACAAGAGGCUCAAUUGCGAUCCUGAGAUAACGGAUUGCAAGCCAAUGGUCUAUGAAUGGACCGGAAAAUGUCGUAGUUGUCAAGGGACCGGAUUGGUCAGCUAUUAUAACAAGAAAGGAAAAGAGACCAUUUGUAAAUGCAUUCCUUGCCUUGGCAUUGGAUAUGUGCAGAAAAUAACAGCUCGCACAGAAAUUGAUGUGAUGGAGGAGGACUUGGAUAACGGGAAGCCUCCGUGA